Messenger RNA from Trichophyton rubrum CBS 118892, 399 nucleotides. RefSeq names its product mitochondrial 37S ribosomal protein YmS16. Gene Ontology annotation, biological process: translation. Bases 1 to 399 code for a protein of 132 amino acids. The record is from RefSeq and is a predicted model, not a curated record. Lineage: Eukaryota; Fungi; Ascomycota; Eurotiomycetes; Onygenales; Arthrodermataceae. Gene Ontology annotation, cellular component: mitochondrial small ribosomal subunit; ribosome. The transcript has 3 exons. Gene Ontology annotation, molecular function: structural constituent of ribosome; small ribosomal subunit rRNA binding.
AUGCUGUACGAAUUAGUUGCAAUUGUCCGUCAGGGCAGUCUCCAAGAAGUCAAAGACAUUGCCCGUACCCUCGGCCUCCAAGUAAUCCGUUCCGGCGGUGUUGUUCGCGGAUAUACCAACUGGGGCCCCUUCACUCUCCCACGACCUACAACGAAACACCAGGUGAAGAACACCGUAGGCCAUCACUUUAUCAUGCGCUUCGAUGCCGCCGCUCCUGUACAAAAGGAAAUGCGACGAACACUUGGUCUUGAUCCCCGAAUGAUACGAUAUUCAGUUGUGAAACUCGGCUCUACAUUGAAAGAAGUCAAGGAUAUUCCUGGCCGCAUUGAGUGGAACAACACGAAGAUACAGGAAGAGACAUUUGGAAACGAAUACAGACCCUCGCCCUUGACCAGAUAA